Molecule: messenger RNA, 882 nt
Organism: Lutra lutra (Eurasian river otter)
Lineage: Eukaryota; Metazoa; Chordata; Mammalia; Carnivora; Mustelidae
Gene: IGFBP7
Product: insulin like growth factor binding protein 7
Exons: 4
Coding region: 60-872 (270 amino acids)
Biological process (GO): regulation of cell growth; regulation of signal transduction
Cellular component (GO): extracellular region
Molecular function (GO): insulin-like growth factor binding
Source: RefSeq, a predicted model, not a curated record
UAAAGCGCGGGGCUGCGGGACCAGACUUACUCGCGCUCCUGCCGCCUCCGCACCUAACCAUGGAGCGGCCGCCGCUGAGCGUCCUACUCGUCGGCGCCGCCGGCCUGCUGCUCCUGCUCCUGCCCCUCUCCUCUUCCUCCUCUUCGGACGCCUGCGGCCCCUGCGAGCCGGCCGCCUGCCCGCCCCUGCCCCCGCGGGGCUGUCCGCUGGGCGAGACCCGAGACGCGUGCGGCUGCUGCCCGGUGUGCGCCCGCGGCGAGGGCGAGCCGUGCGGGGGCGGCGGCGCCGGCAGGGGGCACUGCGCGCCGGGCAUGGAGUGCGUGAAGAGCCGCAAGAGGCGGAAGGGUAAAGCCGGGGCAGCAGCCGGCGGCCCGGAGGUGAGCGGCGUGUGCGUGUGCAAGAGCCGCUACCCGGUGUGCGGCAGCGACGGCGUCACCUACCCCAGCGGGUGCCAGCUGCGCGCCGCCAGCCUGAGGGCCGAGAGCCGAGGGGAGAAGGCCGUCACCCAGGUCAGCAAGGGCACCUGCGAGCAAGGGCCUUCCAUCGUGACACCCCCCAAGGACAUCCGGAAUGUCACUGGUGCCCAGGUGUACUUGAGCUGUGAGGUCAUUGGAAUCCCAACCCCAGUGCUCAUCUGGAACAAGGUAAAAAGGGGUAACCACGGAGUUCAAAGGACAGAACUCUUGCCUGGUGACCGGGAUAACCUGGCCAUACAGACUCGGGGUGGCCCAGAAAAGCAUGAAGUCACUGGCUGGGUGCUGGUAUCUCCUCUCAGUAAGGAUGAUGCUGGAGAGUACGAAUGCCACGCAUCCAACUCGCAAGGAGAGGCUUCCGCAUCGGCAAAAAUUACAGUGUUGGAUGCCAUAUAUUAAAUACCAGUGA